Molecule: messenger RNA, 2513 nt
Organism: Dichomitus squalens LYAD-421 SS1
Lineage: Eukaryota; Fungi; Basidiomycota; Agaricomycetes; Polyporales; Polyporaceae
Exons: 6
Coding region: 57-2198 (713 amino acids)
Biological process (GO): magnesium ion homeostasis
Cellular component (GO): intracellular membrane-bounded organelle
Source: RefSeq, a predicted model, not a curated record
CUCCUUCGUCCUCUUGACUUGUUGCAGAUUACAAUAGCUUGUUCUGUUUGACAUAUAUGGUCCCGACCCCUGUCAAUCAUGUGGCGAACAAGUAUCCACGUCUAACCUACUCGUUGUUCACUCUCGCCACCCACGGCCUCAGCAAGCUCGUUGGCUACUCGUGGCAGGAUGCUGCAGACUACACACAUUCCUUCGCAAAAAGGGAACCCAAAGCGGAGAGGGACAACAAGACUAAAUUUAUUGUCUUCGCCUGUCUUAUCCCUAUCCUUGUCCUGCUCUCUGGGCUAUUCGCUGGUCUGACGCUUGGCUACAUGAGUUUGGACGAGACACAGCUGCACGUCUUGAGCAUCAGUGGCACACCCAAGCAGAGAAGAUACGCCCAGAAGAUCCUGCCCAUUCGUAAGAAUGGCCAUCUCCUCCUCAUCACCCUUCUCUUGGCCAACAUGGUCGUCAACGAGGCUCUCCCCGUGAUCUCCGAGCCAGUCCUAGGUGGCGGCAUUCAGAGUGUUGUUGCCAGUACUGCCUUGAUUGUUAUCUUCUCGGAGAUCAUUCCUCAGUCACUCUGCACGAGAUAUGGCUUGGCUAUCGGCGCGCAGAUGGCAUGGUUCGUUCGGAUGCUCAUUUUCGCCAUCGGAAUUGUGUCAUGGCCCGUUGCCAAGCUCAUGGAGAUAGUCUUAGGACCUCAUCACGGCAUCAUGUACCGCCGAGCUGAACUGAAGGAACUUAUCGCCUUGCACUCCGCGACCGGUGAACUCGGUGGAGAUCUACAAUCCGACACGGUCAACAUCAUCGGAGCGACCCUUGACCUUCAAGAGAAAGUCGUUAGGGAGAGCAUGACUCCGCUGGACAAGGUCUUCAUGCUCAGCAUUGACGCCAAGCUAGACUUCGACACCAUGAAGCGCAUUGGUGACACCGGCCACUCCCGGGUGCCCAUCUAUGAAGAAGUGGAGGUACCCGUUGUAAGCCCCAACGCUCCUGCCGUAAGCAGGCAUCCGAGCAUCUCCGGCACUGUAACUCCCAAGGUCCCUGUUGCCGAGGAUGCACCCCUCCCAGACCGCGUGCAGAAGGUCAAGAAGCUCGUCGGCGUGCUGCUCGUGAAGCAAUUGCUACUUCUGGACCCCAAGGAUGCCAUUCCUCUGAGGAACAUUCCGCUCAACCCACUCCCCUGCGUGCCGUUCAACGAGCCGCUGCUCACUAUUCUCGACAAGUUCCAGGAGGGCCGGAGCCACAUGGCCAUCGUCAGCCGGUUCAGCGUGGAGAAGGCGAAGAGCGUGCAAAAGGAGGUGAAGAAGGGCCUGACGCAGCGUCUCAAGGACCGUGUUGGCAUGGGCGACUCGUCCAGCUCCGAGUCGGGCUCCGAUGAAAGCGGUGACGAGGCUGGGACCACGAGCACGAGCGACCACGAUGCAACCCUCCGGGGCGACGGACUAGAGGGCGUGAAGAAGAAGCGCAAGUGGGGCCGCAAGGGCCGCAAGAAGCGUAAAGCGUCUGCGGACAACGUCGAAGGUAGGACGGACGACGUCGAGCUCGGUGACGUCCAGAAGGAGACGCAGCCGCAGAGCAUCGUCCAGACCGGAUUGGCGAAGGCGCUCAGCGUCGGUCGCGAGCAACGCCUUCCGGACGACGCUGUCCUGGCGAAGGAGCAAGCUGAUGACUUCAUCGCGAGCAUGGACCCUUAUGUGAUGCCGCUCGGUAUCAUCACCCUGGAAGAUAUCGUUGAGGAGAUGAUAGGGGAGGAGAUCUACGACGAAUUCGACCCGGAGAGCCGUGCGCGCGUUGCCCCGCACAUCUCACCCGACAUCGCCAAGCGCUUCCUCUCCCGCCGCCGGGGACGCAGCAGGGACCCCAAGCCUGGAUUUUCGCCCGCAUCUGCGCCUUCCGGCGUGCGGACCACGCCGUCGUCGCCGUACUUACACCCGCAGUCGGUCGCGAGUUCCCCAGGCACCUUGCUCGUCUCGUUCGAAGGCGGGUCGAGUACAGGCACGGGCACGGGGAAGAAGCGGGGCGGGUUGACGAGCAAGCUGCUUGGGCCGGUGAAGCGGGCGAAUACGAUCGACGCGCCUCCGAGUGCGUCGAAGCCGAGCGAAACGGAGCCUGGGGAGAAGAAAGACGCGCCUGACAUAGGCGGCGGCGAGAACAUCGAGACCGUUGAGUCCAGCGAGUCUGGCGGACUCCGCCGGACUCCGGGGAUCACAUGAUCUGGCCAAGCAAGGCACUGCUGAUUGCCACUAGAUCCCCUUGGCGCCUAUUGCGAAUUUCUUGUGCCAGCGCAAAGGUCGGCUUCACGGUGCGUGUACUAGGUCUCGACUGAAGCUAUCCUCCGAAUGCAAGUCGAGAGCAUAGAACUGAGCGAGAGAAAUCUCAAUAAUAUAGGAGAAUACACCCCAGAAUGCGAAGACGUUGUAAUACUUGUAUACACAGAAGCUGCACCCCGGCUUUCCAGUACUUAUGGUCAUGUCAUAUCGUUUACGGAAAAUAUGAGACUUGUGCGCUCCUCAUGGCAUGAACCCUGC